This is a messenger RNA of Trichomonas vaginalis G3, 2403 nucleotides long. Its product is annotated as clathrin binding. The record is from RefSeq and is a predicted model, not a curated record. The coding region runs from base 1 to 2403 and encodes 800 amino acids. Gene Ontology annotation, cellular component: membrane coat. Gene Ontology annotation, biological process: vesicle-mediated transport; intracellular protein transport. The transcript has a single exon. Lineage: Eukaryota; Parabasalia; Trichomonadida; Trichomonadidae.
AUGACGAAUUUGAUCGGGGAAUCCAGCAACUUAAAAGGAGAAUUUUUAGAGCUCAGAGAGAAACUAGAUGGCAAUGACACUAAACUUAGAAAAGAGGCUGCGAAGCGAGUCGUUUCUCUCAUGAGAAGUGGUGAAGAUUGUUCAAUUUUAUUUUCAUCUAUGUUGAGAUCCAUAAAUACCGAUGACUUAGAAUUGAAACGUCUUGUAUAUAUCUAUAUAUUAACGUAUUCGACGUCAGAAGAAGAAGAAUCGAUUAUGGCGGUAAGUGCAAUGUUGAAGGACAGUGAACAUUAUAAUCCGCUUGUUCGAUCCCUUGCUAUCAGAUCGAUGACAAAAAUUAAGAUCGAAGCAUUUGCCGAAAACAUAAUCGCGCAAGUCAAAAAAUCACUUCAAGAUAAAGACCCUUACGUGAGGAAAACAGCUGCUUUGGGUGUUGCUAAGAUAUUCAGUACUAUUCCUGAAACCGUUGAAAGCAUUGAUAUUUAUAAAUCUUUAAUUGAUUUGCUCAAAGAUGACAAUCCUCUUGUAAUUUCGAACGCAAUUGCUGCUAUUUGCGAAAUAAAUUCCCUCAGAUCCUCACCAAUCAUGAAAUUGGACUCCACAAACAUUGUUUAUCUCUUGAAUGCAUUUUCUGAUUCAUCCGAAUGGUGCCAAAUCAAUUUACUCGACGCUCUUUCGACAUACCUACCUGAAUCAUCUAGUGAUGCCCAUAUGUUGAUAGAGAGAUUCGCUACUUUGAUGAUGAGUAGCAAUCCUGCAGUAGUAAUCGGUGCUUUCAAGUGCAUUUUCAUAUAUAUGGAAUACGAUAUUCACGAUAUUGGAGAGAUAUUAACAAAGGUUUUGCCACCUUUACUUGCUUUAGUCGGAUCUACUCCUCCUGAGAUCCAAUUUGUACUUCUUAGGACUCUUUCACUCUUCUCUCAGAAAUAUCCGAAGAGUUUGGCCUCAAGCAUUGCUACUUUCUACUGCAAAUACAAUGAUCCAUCUUAUAUCAAAGUUGAGAAGCUCAGUAUCAUCUCAAACAUUGUUGUUGAAGGUACAUUACGCACAGCAUUGGACGAACUCCAAGAAUAUUGCAAUGAUAUCGAUGUUCAUUUCGCAAAGAAAGCAAUUAAGACAUUAUCACAAAUCGCUCUCAAAUUCGAAAAUGCUGCUACAAAGUGUAUCGAUAUUCUUGUCGAUUUGAUCAAAGGAAAGGCAGAUUACGCUAUUGAACAAAGUAUUAUCGUUUUACCAGACAUUUUACGCAAAUAUCCAAAGAAAUUCGAUGGUACAAUCGCAAUUGUAUGCCAGAGCUGCGAUCAAAUCAAGAGUUCAGAUGCAAAAUCCUCUUUUAUUUGGAUACUCGGAGAAUACUGUCAUUUAAUUGACAACGCCGAUGUUAUUCUUGAUCCCUACCUAGACAGCUUCCAAGAUGAAUCUCCAUUCGUCCAAUUAUCACUUGUCACGGCUUUAAUCAAAUGUUAUCUUAACAAUCCAGAGAGAUCAAAAGACCAACUUCAGUUUGUUUUAGAUGCAUGCCAGAAGGACAAUAUUAUGCCAGACGUCCGAAACAGAGCUCUCAUUUAUUGGACUAUUUUGUCAAAUCAUCCACAAGAAAUGAAAGACAUUGUUAAUGUUGAGAAGACAUGUACAUGGGAUUCAUCACACUAUUCACAGGAAGUCCUUUCUACACUUAUUUCUAACAUCGGAUCGGUUUCAGGAGUUUUACACAUUGUUCCAUCUGAUUUCACUACAGAAACAGUUUACAUCGCAAUGGAAGACUCACUUACACUCAAACUGAAGGAAGUCGAGACAAACGGAAUCUUGAAAGUGAGUGCAGCGAUCGGACCACGAAAUAUUGAAAUUAAACUUCAAAAUAUUUCAGGUCAGGAUCUCACAGGUCUUGCGAUUGCAUUGAACAAGAACAUCUUCGGUAUCGUUAUCCACAAUUUCAUUGGAUUUCCAGAGAAGUUAUGUGUCAGUGAAGAAAUCACAGUCGAAGUUCCAUAUACACUUGAUUCUUCAGCAGUUGACAAGUCAUCAACAUCUCCAUCGAUACAAGUCGCUAUUCGAACAAGCUCCGGAGUUUGUUUCUUCAGUGUUCCUUUCAAACUCAAAAACGCCAUUGAAAAGCUCUCACCAAAGAAGAACGAGUUCCUCGAUAUGUGGACCGAGUUCCCCGAUGGUGCAACAGUUACAUUGAAGGGCGAGAAAGUUGCAGAUAAUGAUUUGUUGUUCAAGCGUAAGUUCUACGUUAUUGCACGUGCCAAAGGAAAAGUUGCAGGUGGUCUUCGAAUCUGCAACCAGAUUGUUCUUGCUUCUGUCGUUUUCGACGAUUCUGGUGUUACAUGUGUCCUUGAAGGAGAAGAGUUGCCUUCAAACAUCAUUGCUAUGUAUGCAAAGAAACUAUUUUGUGUUUAA